Messenger RNA from Gracilinanus agilis (Agile Gracile Mouse Opossum), 3195 nucleotides. It is a transcript of the gene TLE1, whose product is annotated as TLE family member 1, transcriptional corepressor. NCBI's taxonomy places the organism in Eukaryota, Metazoa, Chordata, Mammalia, Didelphimorphia, Didelphidae. The transcript is spliced from 20 exons. The record is from RefSeq and is a predicted model, not a curated record. Gene Ontology annotation, molecular function: transcription corepressor activity; protein binding. Gene Ontology annotation, biological process: regulation of DNA-templated transcription; negative regulation of canonical Wnt signaling pathway. Gene Ontology annotation, cellular component: transcription regulator complex; nucleus. Bases 336 to 2678 code for a protein of 780 amino acids.
GGGCGGUGAGCAGGAAGAGAGGGAAAUGUGGUCCUAAGCUCGGGGAGGCAGCGACCCAUCCGGCGGCCCGGCCUUGAGGAGCCCAAGUGGCCCAACUCCAGCUCUGGUCCUGCCUGGCUGUUGUGCGUGCGUGUCUGUAUGUGCGUGUAAUGUCAGUGUUUGUGCGCGCGCGCUUGUGUGUGCAUGUCUAACUCGCACCCCCCCCCCCCACCUCCUCCUCUCGCUUGGAUCUUCUUUCUUUCUUCCUGUCUUAAUUUUUCUCGGCGGGAUUAAAGUUGGAAAUUGAGCGGAGAAUUGAGCUGCCCAGGAGCAAGGCAGCGGCUGCCGUCAGAGCGAUGUUCCCGCAAAGCCGGCACCCGACGCCGCACCAGGCUGCAGGUCAGCCCUUUAAAUUCACCAUCCCGGAGUCCCUGGAUCGGAUCAAAGAGGAGUUUCAGUUCCUGCAGGCUCAGUAUCACAGCCUUAAAUUGGAAUGUGAGAAACUGGCAAGUGAAAAGACAGAAAUGCAGAGGCAUUAUGUGAUGUAUUAUGAAAUGUCAUAUGGAUUAAACAUUGAAAUGCAUAAACAGACUGAAAUCGCCAAGAGAUUGAAUACAAUUUGUGCACAAGUCAUCCCAUUUCUGUCUCAGGAACAUCAGCAACAAGUGGCUCAAGCAGUUGAACGUGCCAAGCAAGUGACCAUGGCUGAGUUGAAUGCCAUCAUCGGGGUACGUGGCCUUCCAGGGCUCCCUCCUACACAGCAGCAAUUGCAGGCUCAGCAUCUCUCUCAUGGCCACGGACCUCCAGUGCCUCUCACACCUCACCCAUCGGGACUCCAGCCUCCUGGGAUUCCUCCCCUUGGAAGCAGCGCUGGCCUCCUCGCCCUCUCUAGUGCAUUGAGCGGGCAGUCUCACUUGGCAAUAAAAGAUGACAAGAAACAUCACGAUGCAGACCACCACAGAGACAGAGAACCGGGCACAAGUAAUUCUCUUUUGGUACCAGAUAGCCUAAGAGGAACAGAUAAACGGAGGAAUGGACCUGAAUAUUCCAGUGACAUCAAAAAAAGAAAGGUGGAUGAUAAAGACUCUAGUCACUAUGACAGUGAUGGUGAUAAAAGCGAUGACAACUUAGUUGUGGAUGUGUCCAAUGAGGAUCCCUCAUCUCCCCGGGCAAGCCCUGCACAUUCACCCAGAGAAAAUGGUAUUGACAAAAACCGUCUACUGAAAAAAGAUGCCUCGAGUAGUCCAGCAUCUACAGCAUCCUCGGGAAGUUCUACUUCCUUGAAAUCCAAAGAAAUGAGUUUGCAUGAAAAAGCCAGCACGCCCGUUCUGAAAUCCAGCACACCAACUCCUCGAAGCGAUGUGCCAACCCCGGGCACCAGCGCAACUCCAGGACUUCGUCCAGGCCUCGGCAAACCUCCAACAAUGGACCCCCUUGUUAACCAAGCUGCAGCUGGUUUGAGGACACCUCUGGCAGUACCUGGGCCAUACCCUGCUCCCUUUGGAAUGGUCCCCCACGCUGGCAUGAAUGGCGAGUUGACCAGCCCUGGAGCGGCUUACGCAAGUUUACACAACAUGUCUCCCCAGAUGAGUGCCGCCGCAGCUGCAGCUGCCGUGGUGGCCUACGGACGCUCCCCAAUGGUUGGUUUUGAUCCCCCUCCUCACAUGAGAGUACCUACAAUCCCUCCAAAUCUAGCAGGAAUCCCAGGGGGAAAACCCGCAUACUCCUUUCACGUUACUGCAGAUGGUCAGAUGCAGCCUGUACCUUUUCCCCCCGAUGCCCUCAUUGGACCUGGAAUCCCUCGACAUGCUCGUCAGAUCAACACCCUUAAUCACGGAGAAGUAGUGUGUGCAGUUACUAUCAGCAACCCCACGAGACACGUGUACACUGGUGGGAAGGGAUGCGUCAAAGUCUGGGACAUCAGCCAACCUGGCAAUAAGAGUCCAGUUUCUCAGCUAGACUGUCUGAACAGAGAUAAUUACAUCCGUUCCUGUAAAUUGCUACCUGAUGGCUGCACCCUUAUAGUAGGUGGAGAAGCCAGCACGUUAUCCAUUUGGGACCUGGCAGCCCCCACCCCGCGCAUCAAGGCAGAGCUGACCUCCUCGGCUCCGGCCUGCUACGCCCUGGCCAUCAGCCCCGAUUCCAAGGUCUGCUUCUCGUGCUGCAGCGACGGCAACAUCGCAGUGUGGGACCUGCACAACCAGACGCUGGUCAGGCAAUUCCAAGGCCACACAGACGGAGCCAGCUGUAUUGACAUUUCGAAUGAUGGCACCAAGCUCUGGACGGGAGGUUUGGACAAUACGGUCAGGUCCUGGGACCUGCGCGAAGGGCGGCAGUUACAGCAACAUGACUUUACAUCACAGAUCUUUUCUCUUGGAUAUUGCCCAACUGGGGAAUGGCUAGCAGUGGGUAUGGAGAGCAGUAAUGUGGAAGUGUUACAUGUCAAUAAACCAGACAAGUACCAGUUGCAUCUUCAUGAAAGCUGUGUACUGUCACUAAAGUUUGCUUAUUGUGGUAAAUGGUUUGUGAGUACUGGAAAAGAUAACCUCCUUAAUGCCUGGAGGACCCCUUAUGGAGCCAGUAUAUUCCAGUCCAAAGAGUCCUCAUCAGUGCUAAGCUGUGACAUCUCUGUGGAUGAUAAAUACAUAGUCACUGGCUCUGGAGACAAGAAAGCUACAGUCUAUGAAGUAAUCUACUGAAAACAUGAUGUGGUUUUAACUUUUAGAGUUGAACUGGGCCAAAAUGUUUUGAAUUUGUAGAAGUAGAAAGGUUGUAACUUAAGGAACAAAAAGAAAUCUGUUUCUAAACCUUUUCAUGAAACUACUCCAAGUCUACAAAAAGAAGGCAACAUCCGGCAAACUAAAUCAAAUAGGUCACCUGCCUAACCCCGAAGGAAGCGUGGAGGCAAAGAUGAAUGGACAGAUAGCCACGGUCUUAGGAUUCAGAAGCUGAGUCUGUUGAAGAAUGUUGGAGCCUUUUAUUUUCUUUCUCUGUGACCUACAGAUUGCUCUCAUUGCCUGAAUAUGUGAGAUUACCUUUCUGUUCUUUGCAGUUCAACUUGCAUUCUGUCCUAUGUAGAGCAGUGGUGUCUCCGAUGAACUUGUUCCCUGGUUUUGCAUCUUGUGAUAUGUUUUUUGUAUUUUUGUUGAAGGUUAAACAUUUGUAUAAAUUGUAAAUAUAUUUGGUUUAUUACAGUAAAGGCUUUAGUACCAACAA